Messenger RNA from Drosophila miranda, 909 nucleotides. RefSeq lists its product as uncharacterized. The record is from RefSeq and is a predicted model, not a curated record. Bases 41 to 907 code for a protein of 288 amino acids. NCBI's taxonomy places the organism in Eukaryota, Metazoa, Arthropoda, Insecta, Diptera, Drosophilidae. The transcript is spliced from 5 exons.
CCCAAUAUGUCGGAGAAAAUGAAGAUAGUUUUGAGCCAACAUGGUCCUCAUGACGACCUAUUUCUUUUGCGCUUCGGUGCGUUUGGGUAUCCUCGUUAUAUGCUUUUUUGCCAUGUGCAAAAGCAUCAUCAUUAUGUAUGUGAUCUUUGACAAUGGCACAGCUUUCAUGUUUUCGGUGAUUCGUAUAUUUGAAAAUGAUGCAAAUUAUCGAACGAGUUUUAUUGUUAAAGAAUCCAUCAAUUGGGUGGAGAAAUAUCCCAGGGAAAUAAUGAUGGUUGCCCAACUCUACAGCUUUUGUCAUAUUCUCUCUUGUAUUUUGGGAGCCUUUGGUGCUUAUAGGCUCAAGAAAUACCAUGUUAUGCCUUUGUGUAUCUUCGAGUUCCUGUACACCGUUCAAAUAGUUGGGAUAUCGGUGAUUUCCCUUCGAAUUGCACGACAUGUAGUGCCCUUAGGGACCCUGAUAUUGCUAACACUGGCUCUCACAUUCUAUGCAAUGCUUGUGGCCUAUGAUACCUUGGCAUUGAUUGCCUUUAUACAGAUUAUGGUUCUGGUGAAUAGCGAAAAAUAUCAACGUCUUUAUGGCACGGAUCCCCUUAAUCCCAUUCUAUAUAGAGAGGAAGUACUUCAAAAAUCCACAGCUGAAAAUCCCCUGCAGCAGCCACCAAUUAUAAUCUAUGUAAUGCCCAAAGUUGGUCAAAAAUUGUUGCACUUGCAACCACAGAAAUGGUGGCAGGAUAUGGAAGGUUCUUCAAUGGAUACGAAUAUAGAUUCUUCGGAGAAUUUUCAAAGGCAGGAGCUCGUGUCGAAUGUUUUGCUGCGAAAUGCUGUCAAUGGUGAAGGAUUUUUGUACAAAGAGAAGGAACUAGUGACUUCCAGCACUUUUCAUCGGUUUGGUAGAGAUAUUUAGAA